Molecule: messenger RNA, 444 nt
Organism: Rangifer tarandus platyrhynchus (Svalbard reindeer)
Lineage: Eukaryota; Metazoa; Chordata; Mammalia; Artiodactyla; Cervidae
Source: the annotation of a GenBank genome assembly
AUGACAACAAUAAGUCCUCUUUUCCCACCUCUUCCUUUAAUUUGCCACGAUGAUGUGGUUGGAGGUAAAGUGAAGAAGCCCGGCAAACGUGGUCGAAAGCCAGCCAAAAUUGACUUGAAGGCAAAACUCGAGAGGAGCCGGCAGAGUGCAAGAGAAUGCCGGGCCAGAAAAAAACUGCGGUAUCAGUAUUUGGAAGAAUUGGUAUCCAGCCGGGAAAGAGCCAUUUGUGCCCUUAGAGAGGAACUGGAAAUGUACAAGCAGUGGUGCAUGGCAAUGGACCAAGGUAAAAUCCCUUCUGAAAUAAAGGCCCUACUCACUGGAGAAGAGCAGAGCAAAUCUCAGCAGAACUCAAGCAGGCACAUGAAAGCUGGGAAGACAGAGGCUAACAGCAACUCCUGUGAGGGGCAGCACGCUGAAAUCCUGGCAUCUUUUACUUACCUGUAA